AUGGCUCCUCAAAAUGCAUCUUACAUUUCACCCAAAGUUCAAAAGGAAAUUUUACAUGUCAUAUCUAAUGAGGUACAAGAUGCAAUUCGCGAUGAGAUUGGAGAUGGAAAAUUUUGCAUUAUUGUUGAUGAGGCUCGUGAUGAAUCAAGAAAGGAGCAAAGGCCAUUGUAUGUUCUUGCUCGGCACAAUUUGAGCAUAAAAAAUAUUCGAGGUCAAGGUUAUGAUGGAGCUAGUAAUAUGCGUGGGGAAUGGUCUGGACUACUAGCCUUAUUUUUGAGCGAAUGUCCAUAUGCCUAUUACAUACAUUGUUUCCCUCAUAGGCUCCAUUUAGCAUUGGUUGCGACAUCUAGAGAGGUAAUUUCAGGUCAUCAAUUUUUCUCUAAAUUAACUCUUAUUACCAAUGUUGUUUCUUCCUCUUCAAAAAGGCAUGAUCAAUUGCAAGCCGGCCAAAUUGUUGAAGUUGAGAAAUUAAUUGCUAAUCAUGAGCCUAAGACUGGUAAAGGAUUAAAUAAAGUUGGAACUAUAAAACGGGCUAGUGAUACUCGAUGGAGUUCUCACUUAAGCUUUGUUAGAAGCUUAGUCAUUAUGUUCGAAGCGACUUAUUUGGUCUUGAAAAUCAUAAUUGCUGAAGGGGCUACUUAUAGCCAAAGGGGAGAUGCUGAUUAUGUUUAUAAUGUUAUCACUUCUUUUGAAUUUGUGUUUAUUUUGCAUCUUAUGAAAGAAAUACUUGAGAUCACAGAUGACCUUUGCCAAGCCUUACAGCGUAAGUCUCAAGAUGUUCUGAAUGCAAUGUGCUUAGUAUCAACAACAAAAAUGUUGAUUCAGAAAAUGAGAGAAAGUGGAUGGGAUUCAUUGCUUGAAAGUGUGAAAUUAUUUUGCAAGAAACAUGAAAUUGAUAUCCCUAAUAUGAAUGCUCAUUAUAAUUCUGGUCGAGAACUAAAUGUUAGGUUUAAGGAAGAUAUGAUGGAGUCACUUAUUCUUAACUCCUCUUUAGAUCCAAGGGAUGGUUUCAGAUCAUUUAGAAUUGAUGAUGUUUUUAGUCUUGCAAAUAAGUUUUAUUCUAAAGAUUUUUCAGAACAAGAAAAAUUACAUUUGAGAUAUCAAUUAGAGCAUUUUGAACUUGAUAUUCAACAUGAUUCUGAAAUGCAGAAAUUAUCAACUAUCUCUGAAUUGUGCCAAUAUUUAGUGAAAUCAAGAAAGUCAACUAUUUAUCCUCUUAUUAAUAGGUUGGUUAGACUUGUUUUGACACUUCUAGUCUCAACUGCUACUACUGAGCGAGCUUUCUCAGCUAUGAGUCUUGUAAAGACUAAGCUUCGUAAUAAUAUGGGACAUGAUUUUCUUGCAAAUUCCUUUAUUAUAUAUAUUGAGAAAGAGAUAGUUGAUACUUUUAGCAUUGAUUCUAUAAUUGAUGAGUUUUAUGCUAUGAAAGAGCGACGAGUACAGCUCAAGAUGCCAAGACCUAAGUCUUAA
Molecule: messenger RNA, 1470 nt
Organism: Hevea brasiliensis (rubber tree)
Lineage: Eukaryota; Viridiplantae; Streptophyta; Magnoliopsida; Malpighiales; Euphorbiaceae
Exons: 3
Coding region: 1-1470 (489 amino acids)
Molecular function (GO): protein dimerization activity
Source: RefSeq, a predicted model, not a curated record